Messenger RNA from Pseudoliparis swirei, 5901 nucleotides. It is a transcript of the gene adam19b, whose product is annotated as ADAM metallopeptidase domain 19b. The record is from RefSeq and is a predicted model, not a curated record. Gene Ontology annotation, biological process: membrane protein ectodomain proteolysis. Bases 2006 to 4894 code for a protein of 962 amino acids. Lineage: Eukaryota; Metazoa; Chordata; Actinopteri; Perciformes; Liparidae. The transcript has 23 exons. Gene Ontology annotation, molecular function: metalloendopeptidase activity.
AUACGAUAUGUUACGAUAUGAUACAUUAUGUUACGAUAUGUUACAUAAUGUUGCGAUAUGAUACAUUGUUAUACGAUAUGAUACGAUACAGUAUGUUACGGUAUGUUACGAUAUGUUACAUAAUGUUGCGAUAUGAUACGAUACAGUAUGUUACGGUAUGAUACAAUAUGUUACGAUAUGUUACAUAAUGUUGCGAUAUGAUACGAUAUGUUGCGUUAGAGAAACUAUGAGCUCUCGUGCUAAAUGCAGCUCGUUGCUUUCCAAACAUAGAUUAUUCCGUAAUUCAGAAAGUAAAUUAUAAACGUUCCUGAAAUUCAGAUUAAUCUUAAUAAUAUGCUCUUGUCCCUCAGACAACGUUCCCCUAACGUCGGACGUGUUUUAGUUAAAUUGAUGACGCCUGUCGAAGCUCAAAGGGAAGCGAGGUGAUUUCAUCCUCCUCCAGCAGCCGGUGUUGAGGACGUCUUCCCACUCCUCGUGCUCCAAAAAUACACAUCUUCAUUCGAUACCAUGAAUAACAUUUAAAUACGACCAUCACUCCAUCUGCCGGCGUGUUACAACUCUCGACCCGCCGGCCUCUCUUUAUCUCUCCGUGUGUGCUUUUAGAAUCCGAAGUAUCCUUUCUGUUCAGGUUCCUAAUCUCUGAAUCGUAAUGAGAGGCGAGGCCAGCGUGUUCUACAUCACUCAGCCUGGGGUGAGAAAGAAGUAGAAGCCAGCAGCGCGGCCUCGCCUCGGGCGCCGUGGAGAGAGACGGCCUGCGCUGUCAUCGGCGCUAAGAAUACGCCUCACACGCCCUCCUGACAUGUGCUGUGCAUAGUUAUCAUCAGUGAGAAUGGCUGCUGUGGGAGAAGCCGACUGUAUUUUGAUGCCGUGUAGUGGGCUCGGUUACCGUCGGUUACCGGAGAUGUAUUUCUGGUCCCCGUGACCUCGUUUUAGAAAACGAGGCAUGCGGCUGCUCUGCUGUACUUUGUGCCAUCAGGAUCCGACUCGGACGUUUAGUUUGGAUGAUACUCCUAAAAUAAGUUAGUGCACUUAGAUGAGCUCUGGUGUGUAAAAACAUGUUAUGAAUGCAUAAGUUUCUCCUUCCUUAACGACAUGAACCACCAAGACAUUGACGAGGUUAUAAAUAAUGAUUUUUAUAGUAAAUAUUAAAGUUGUUCUUCUUGUGGCUCAAAGGAAGGCCAGUUUUAUAGCUUCUCAGCAUAACUGUUUUCAGCUUCGCUUACAUAAAAAAGGUUUAAAGGGUUUUCUACCCCUCCGCUAGUCUUCUAAGGCAAUAACACAAUGUACCAUUAGAACACUGGAGAUGGGCCUCUACACACCUCUGUAGAGACGUCAUUAACACCAGAGAAUAGUCAUUUACACAUUAACUAUGUGGAGAGAGGAUUUAUGAUUAAUUUAAUGUUAUCUUCAUUGAGAAGAACAGAGCUUUGGUCUGAGAAGAUAACUGGUGAUGUCAUCAGGGUUAUCUCCACUUGGACUUGGAAACUUAUACAAGGAAGUUAAAAACUGGAGAUUGUAUAAUAUUAUGAACCAGGGUAUAAUAAGCCUACUACCCCUUUAAGACAUACAGAUGAGCACAACCCCUUCAGCUGUGACACGGUCUCGUUAUCGUUAAAUGGAGCUUUCCUUUAUCAUUACAGAUUAAGAAUUUUAAAAACAAGAAUAUUUUCUUUAUUUAAUGCCUCAUAAUAAGAUAAUGUAGGCAAAUGCAAGUGGUGCACAUGGCCUCUUUCCUUUAGGCUGCUGUAGUCAGGAUGCGUCGCUCACGCGCAUCUUUUCAUCAUCUCGCCGCGAGAUCACUGUCCCGUGCGCGCGCGUGCGUGCGUAAUAAUAAUAAUGGAGGGGAGGGGUCGAGAGAGAGAGAGAGAGGGAGGGAGCUGUGCGCCCCGCGGAGCCCGCAGGCAUCUCAUUCAGAGCCGGCUCAGCGCGACGUCUCCCCGGCGGCGACCGCCUGACACCCCGGUGCCCGCGCCUUGAUGUCACCGAGGAGCCGCCGGUCGUUACAAUGCGUCCCGGACCGGGUCCUCCUCCUCCUCUUCCUCUUCCUCCUGCUGCCGGUGCUGUGCAGCCCUCCCGGUCCCGGUCCCGGUGCCUGUGCCUGUGCCUCCUAGUGUGGCUCCACUGUGCCGGGGCUGCUGCUCCCCCUGAAGCCGGAGAACAUGAGCCUGGUUCCCCGAGGAGCAUCCUGGAUCAGGUCCAGAGUUAUGAGAUUACUUAUCCCACAUGGCUGCAGCCUCGCAGGCGCAGCAGGUCUGCCAACCAAGAGCAUCCUGCAGAGGUCCAGGUCCUGGUGUCAGCCGAGGGCCGCGAGCUCAAACUCCACCUGGAGAGGAACCAACAGCUGUUGGCCCCCGGGUAUCAGGAGAUAUGGUACAGCCCGGACGGAGUCCGCCGGUCCUCCUCUCCUCCCAGCACUGCUCACUGCUUCUACCACGGGGAGGUUCUGGGCAUGAGCGGCUCGAGUGUUGCUGUGAGCACGUGCUCCGGACUCAGGGGACUGAUUUCCCUGAACACCAGCGUCAGCUACCUGAUCGAGCCGCUUCCCGUCGCCGCGGGCGGCGCGCGGCGGCGGCACGCCGUGUUCCGGGCCGAGAGCCUCCGUCUGCCCGGAGGCCGCUGCCCGCAUCGCCACGGCGACGAGGAGCAGGGGGAGGGGCUUAACGACUUCCUCCGCGGCAUGACGUCGCCGCCGCGGAGCGUGAGGGAAAAAAGGGAUCUGAGCCGGAAUAUGAAGUACGUGGAGCUGCUGCUGGUGGCAGACAAGGCCGAGUUUGAGAAGCAUGGGAGUGAUCUCCAGAAGACCAAACAGAAGUUACAGGAGGCGGCCAACUUGGUGGACAAGUACUACAAGGCCCUGAGCAUCCGCGUGGCGCUGAUCGGCCUGGAGGUGUGGACCGGCCGGGACAUGAUCGGCGUGUCGGACAACCCUCACGGCACUCUGGCGGCGUUCCUGUCCUGGAGAGGCAAACAGCUCCGCUCGCUGCCCAACGACAACGCUCAGCUCAUCACGGGGCGGAGCUUCCGAGGCACCAUCAUCGGGAUGGCGCAUCUCAAAGCCAUGUGCUCUGACUACCAGUCGGGUGGAGUGAACACGGACCACUCGGAGUCCGCUGUGGGCGUCGCGGCCACCAUGGCACACGAGAUGGGCCACAACUUCGGCAUGAGCCACGACGCCGCCGGCUGCUGCAAGGCCGAGGCCGACGACGGAGGCUGCAUCAUGGCGGCGGCCACCGGGCAUCCGUUUCCACGCGUGUUCAACGGCUGCAACCUGAAGGAGCUGAACAGCUACCUGAGCUCCGGAGGAGGGAAGUGUCUCUUCAACCUGCCCAACACCAGCUCCAUGUACGGGGGGCAGCGCUGCGGCAACGGCUACCUGGAGGACGGAGAGGAAUGCGACUGCGGAGAGGAAGAGGAGUGUACGAGUCCGUGCUGCAACGCCAACAACUGCACCCUGAAGGCGGGAGCCGAGUGCGCCCACGGCGUCUGCUGCCAUGACUGCAAGUUGAAGAGCCCCGGCGUGCUGUGCCGCGCUCCCUCGGGCUCGUGCGACCUCCCCGAGUUCUGCGACGGGAAGGAGGAGUCGUGUCCCGCUAACUUCUACCUGGUGGACGGCGCGCCGUGCGCCGGCGGCCGGGCGUACUGCUACACCGGCAUGUGUCUCAGCCUGGAGCAGCAGUGCCUCUCGCUGUGGGGGCGAGACGGGCUCCCGGCUCCUGACCAGUGUUUUACGAAGGUGAACGAAGCCGGCGACAUGUACGGGAACUGUGGCAAAGAUCUGUUUGGGAAGUACAAGAGAUGCAAAGAAAGGGACGCUCAGUGCGGGAAGAUCCAGUGUUUGUCGUCGGCAUCGAAGCCCGUCCAGAGCAGCGCCGUGCGCAUCGUGACCUCCGUUACCGUGGGCAACGAGAAGAUCCAGUGUAUGGGGACGCACGUGUACAAGCCCGGGCAGGGGGACGAGGACGGGCAGGGGGACACGCUGGACCCCGGCCUCGUCAUGACGGGCACCAAGUGCGGCGUCGACUCGAUUUGCUUUGAUGGAGAAUGCCGCGAUGCGUCUUUCCUCCGAGCCGACGAGUGCAACGCCAAGUGCCACGGACACGGGCUGUGCAACAACAAUCAUAACUGCCACUGCGAGGCGGGCUGGGCUCCGCCCCUUUGUGACCACACAGGGGCGGGUGGGAGUGUCAACAGUGGACCCGUCAUCAGCCACAGUCAUCUCCUCCCGGCGCUGGUGGUCCUCCCCCUGGUCCUCUUCGUGGUGCUGUGUGCUGUUGGACUCUGGUGCUGCUACAGGCACAAACUCCACCCACUGAAAACCUCUGCUCCACCUCCAAUGUCCAGUUGUGCGGUCCCCGUGGAGGUGAAGCCUCAGGCCGACGGCCCCGUGAGCGGUCAUGCUAACCCGAUAUUCUUGCUAAAGAAACGAGACUCGGACCACCUGGCGAAGCCGUCUUCUGGUCCCAGCCCGUCCUGCUCCACUCGGUCCAGAUCUGCUGCUGUGCGUCCGGCGGUGAAGCCUCCGCACGUACCCGCAGCGCAGGAAGAGCAAACGCCCCAGAUCCCAACACCUCAGACCCAGAUCCAGAACCAGAUCCAGAUCCAGAACCAGCCCGUAGACAAACGCCGCUCUCCUCCUUCUCAGCUCCCCGAGCAGAGAAGAAACAAGGCCCCUCCACCACCGUCAGGACGCCCACCUUUACCUCCCUCGGAUACCAAACCGCAGCCGAAGCCCCGCCCAGACCCCCCGAGCAGACCUCCACCACCUUGCCCCGCCAACAGACUGUCAGGGGAACAGCAGCCAAUGAAAGGCCUGCAGGUUAGCACCAGCGCCCUGCAGAGAGGGAAAGCUGCUUUAGCGCCAUCUGCUGGACAGAAAAGGCUAAACAGAAACUAAGAGCUCAGGGAGACGUCGGGGACCACCUCUUACAUCCCAUAAUGGACUGGAUAUGAUACUCUGUGGUUUACAGUGUAUACACUCAUGUAUUGAAGGACAUGACUAUAAUCACAACAGGUCACAGUACAUAUGAGUACGUUUUUAAGAUUCACGCUUAAUGUUUUGUAAAUUAGCGCUGAAGCGGAAAACCCUGUGAAUUAUUUUUUUCCAAAGGUUAAAGGAAAUGUGAAGUUGUUUGUUCCUCGUGUAUUUAUUUGCAAAAAGCAAAAUGCCUGUUUACAAUGUCGCCUGCGUACUAGACGCGGUGUCUCUUUAAGAGCAUCAGCUGUAGAAGGGAUAUCUUAUAUUAAGAAAAGAGAUGCCUGCAUUGGAGUGCUUAUGCUUCUUAUGUGUGAAUGGGACUGUAACUGGACUAAAGGGACCGGUGACAGCCCGUCAGCAUGCUGUAACAUUCGCUUAUGAUGAGAGAGAUUAUCUUUUAGUGAGUUUUAUUUUAAGUGAUUUUAUACUGAUGUGGUCUUGCACUUUGAGCAAUCAUUUUAGGAUCAAAUGCUCUGCAGAAGGUGAGUAUUUGUCGAAGAUUUUUGGUGAUUUAUCACUUUAAGGUGACCAUCUGAACCCACACUGACUCUUAGUUACGUCACUGACUAUCAGGGAUCAAUUCUUCUUCGUCCAUGGCAUCAUUUUUAAUAAUUUCCCUUUUGUAAAUUUAAAUAGUUUUGCAUGUUACUGAUAUUGGAGUUCCCUCGUGACCAAAAUGCUCUGAAGUUCCUCCUCUAGCGGAGAAGACCGUGUCAUGUGUCUCAUGCCGUGUCUACAGGGAUAACUUUGUGAUUACUGUCAGGUUCUGUUAAAACUCGAUGACCUGGUUUUAUCCGUAAUAUGUCAAAAACACCCGACAUGUUUUACAUUCAUAUCAGAUCUAUGCAAACCCUGGCACUGUGCAGCACUGUGUCCUCAACUGGAAUUCACAUAAAUGCAAAAAUAAAUAAUGUUGUACAUUUGAA